AUGGCUUCCUCUUUGGCGAAUACUCUUCGGACUCGAGUAAACGUUCAACAGCCCCUUCGCGUUGCUUGCAGUCAACGGAAGUCCCAUUCCUCUGCCCACGCUCAGACAGUGAUCAACCAUGGAACUACGAAAGAACCGUUAAUUCCUGCUUCGACCAAUGCCGACGGCACCACCGUGACGCAUCCACUGGCGCGUCUCUCAACCUCAAGCCUCCUCCGAACUUUGCUAUUAAGUACCUUCUUCACAUCCCCGUGGCUCUUCAGGCCGGGGUUUGCUGCAUUCGAGAAAAUCGCACACUCCCAAUCGGCAUGGCUGAACCCGGACCGGAAUCCACUCGUUCGCGCCAUCGUCCAUCCUCUCGUCUACAAGCAGUUCUGCGCCGGUAGGAACCGGAAGGAAAUCGGCCAAACGUCUGCCGAGAUUCGACGGCUGGGCUUCUCCGGGGUGGUCUUGUGCUACGGCAAAGAAGUCCAGGUCGAAGGCGACAAGUUCGUCGGCUACGAUGAUAGUAAGGCGGCGGUAAUGGACAAGGAAAUCGAACAGUGGGCCGAUGGCAACCUUGCCACCUUGGAUAUGAUCGGCGAGGGCGACUGGCUGGGUAUCAAGUACAGCGGCGCGGGGACGAACAUCACAAAAGCCCUCAUGAAAGGUGACAAGGCCCCGGCCAAGUUCGUCGAAGCCAUGGAGAAGAUCUGCCAACGCGCUGCCAGCAAAGGUUGCCGGAUCUGGAUCGACGCCGAGCAGCAAACCCUGCAGGCGGCCAUCGACCAAUGGACCUUUGAUCUCAUGCGUCGCUACAACCAACCCGGCCGCCGGGCCCUGAUAUACAACACGAUCCAGGCCUACCUGAAAUCCUCGCGUGACAAAGUCCAACACCAGCUCCAGCUUUCACGCCAGGAAGGGUGGCGGCUGGGCAUCAAGCUCGUGCGCGGCGCCUACAUCAACAACGACAUCAGAGAGGCGAUCCACGACACAAAGGCCGACACGGACGCCUCGUACAACGGCAUCGUCGAGGACCUGCUCUGCGGGAAGUUUCCCGCCAUGGCCGACCAAGAGUCGGUAGACCUCGACCUACUCCUCGCGGGUCACAAUGCCAGCACCAUCCGGGGAGCCGCUCGACUGGCCUCCACCCUGGCAGCCGAAUCAAAGCUGAAAGUCGUCCCGGAAUUCGGGCAGCUGCAGGGAAUGGCCGACGACAUCGGCUGCGAGCUGCUCCAGAUGGCCGACAACACCAAGCGGGACGGCACCCUGCCUCUGGCCAACACUUAUAUCCCCAGGGUAUACAAGUGUCUGACGUGGGGCAGCAUCCAGGAAUGCAUGCAGUACCUGACGCGGCGACUCGUCGAGAAUCGCGGUGCGGCCGACCGGAUGAAAGUCGGUGCCGCAGAAUUCCGGAAAGAGCUGCUACGCAGGAUAGGCAUUAGGACUUAA
Fonsecaea nubica is the source of this 1431-nucleotide messenger RNA. RefSeq lists its product as hypothetical. The record is from RefSeq and is a predicted model, not a curated record. Gene Ontology annotation, cellular component: mitochondrion. The coding region runs from base 1 to 1431 and encodes 476 amino acids. Gene Ontology annotation, molecular function: FAD binding; proline dehydrogenase activity. The transcript has 2 exons. Lineage: Eukaryota; Fungi; Ascomycota; Eurotiomycetes; Chaetothyriales; Herpotrichiellaceae.